Mycosarcoma maydis (corn smut) is the source of this 1494-nucleotide messenger RNA. RefSeq lists its product as uncharacterized. NCBI's taxonomy places the organism in Eukaryota, Fungi, Basidiomycota, Ustilaginomycetes, Ustilaginales. Gene Ontology annotation, molecular function: inositol phosphoceramide synthase activity. The record is from RefSeq and is a predicted model, not a curated record. Gene Ontology annotation, cellular component: inositol phosphoceramide synthase complex. The transcript has a single exon. Gene Ontology annotation, biological process: sphingolipid biosynthetic process; inositol phosphoceramide metabolic process. Bases 1 to 1494 code for a protein of 497 amino acids.
AUGGCGAUAGCCUACUCGAAUGCGAGGUCCACCUCGUCCUCGCAAGAGCCACGCAUCGCACCCGGCGCCCCAGACUCUUCAUACAAUGGCGCGACCGUCUUGCAGCUCCCACCGAAUGCACGACGCUACCUCCCUUCCUGGCUCCACUACCUCCUCUCUCGCAUACUGGCGGCUGCCAGCCGCUUAUCCUUCUCCACCUCGAUCCGUGAAAACCUCGACCGAUUGCGCGCAUGGUCGCCCAGCAAAGGCGAACGCUUCAAGUACGGCUUCUUGCUCUUCGUCGCGCUCUUCUGCCUGUAUAUCAUGGAGACGCCCGCAUUUCCGUACAAGCUCACCAUUCCGGCGCUCUACACUGCGACGCUAUUGUUUCCUGUGACCUCGCAAUUCUUCUUGCCAGCAGCACCCAUCUUUGCUUGGCUCAUCUUGUUCUACUCGUGCAAGUUCAUCCCAGCCUCUCUGCGGCCACACAUCUGGGUCUCGGUGCUUCCGACGCUCGAGACGAUCUGGUAUGGUGCCAACAUUUCGGAUAUUCUGACGCAAUUCGGUCACCCGAUACUCGACAUCUUGGCCUGGGUACCGUACGGUGUGAUUCAUUUCGCAGCGCCCUUCUUUGUGGCCGCCUUUCUGUUUGUGUUUGCUCCACCGUCAAGCGUCAAGGUGUUUGCGCAGGCGUUUGGCUUCAUGAUGCUGAUCGGGGUGAUGAUCCAGAUCGUGUUUCCGUGCGCUCCUCCGUGGUACGAGCUGCGUGAAGGCUUGACGCCCGCCCACUAUGGUAUGCGAGGCUCUCCAGCUGGGCUCGCUAGGAUCGACGCGCUCUUCCAUUCUCACGGCUAUACGCUCACGUUUACGGGAGCACCAGUGGUGUUCGGUGCGUUUCCAUCGCUACAUGCCGGCAACGCGACACUCAAGGCGCUGUUCUGCAGCUACUUCUUCCCCGUCGUUCUGCAGAUCGGCCGUUUGAGACUCGAUGCCAGGGUCCUCUACUGGACGUAUUGUUUCUGGCUCUACUGGUGUACAAUGUACUUGAUGCACCACUACCUCAUCGAUCUCGUCGCUGGCGCUUGUUUGGCCACGUUUAGCUUUUACUAUUUUCUCACCGACGAACUUCGCGAGGCCAUGGAGCAGCAUUAUCCCUACCGUAAUUCGGCAGCUGCUCCACCCAGUGCGGCUCCACCUAGCAACCGACCCGAUCUGGCUUUCGCUUCCACAGCCACGGCCAGUCAAUCCAUUGCGCUCGAUACGCUGCGCAGCAACGGCGGUGCUCCUUAUAUCACCGCUCAGGGUGGCGUGAACGGCGAUGUGGAAUCGCAAAAAAUGACGCCCGAGGUCAUCUUUUCCAUCGACGAUUCAGCUGCGGAUUCGGGCGAUAUCGCGGGAUCGUCGGCGGACGACGACAAAAGGAGGAAGGACGCCGCGGCUCUGUUGGCAAGAACCAAGUCGCCCGUUCAGAGGGUCAGGUCGCCUGCGGUUGCCAGGAACGAUGAAAACGCAUGA